AUGCCGACGCGAACAUCCAAAUCAGGCCGGUCGUCGGCAGCGGUCUCACACAAGACGUCGAUGGCAUCGCGAGCGUCGUCGGUAACGAACGUGGACGUGCCUCCGGAGACGGAAGAUAAUGCACUGCGGGCCAAGGUGGUGCCAAUAUUUCGCGAAGCACAGAAGAACACAGCCUCGCACCGCAAGCUGGCGGUGACGCUGCGCAAAAUGCAGGAAGCGUGCUGCUACGAGCCGACGAGUGUGAGCCGACCAUCGGCAGCGGCAGCAGGCUCAGCAGACUUCCACGAGGACGACUUCAACGCGGAGUUUGUGCGGUGCGUGCUGCGGGUGAUGCCGGUGCGCAAGGCCGAGCCGGUAGGCGACAAAGUGGUGCGGUUCGUGGGACUGUUUCUGCGUCUGGCAAUCGAGAAGGACAACGAGCUGCUGGGCGAGGUGGAUGAGGAUGCUAGCACCAUGCCGGAGACACCGGGAACACGGCUGACGGGCGAUCUGGUAGACCAGCUGCUGCCGCUGCUGGUGGCCAAGGACAAGUUUGUGCGGUACCGCUCGACACAGCUGGUGGCACACAUUGUCAACUCGCUGGACGCGAUCGACGACGACCUAUUCCAGAAGCUGCGGACGGGGCUGCUGCGGCGGAUCCGCGACAAGGAGGCGAUGGUGCGGGCACAGGCAGUGCUAGGACUGGGCCGGCUGGCGGGCAACGCAGGCGAGGGCCCGGAAGACUCGGACGACAGCGACGGCAACAUGGCAACGUCGGGGCUGCUGGACAAGCUGCUAGAGGUGCUGCAGAACGACCCGAGCGCUGACGUGCGGCGGUCGUUGCUGGUCAAUCUGCCGAUCUUGCCAAACACGCUGCCAUAUCUGCUGGAGCGGGCACGUGACGCAGACGCGGCGACGCGGCGAGCAGUAUAUGCGCGGCUGCUGCCGGCUCUGGGCGAUUUCCGGCAUCUGUCGCUGUCCAUGCGCGAAAAGCUGCUGCGGUGGGGUCUGCGGGAUCGUGACGAGAACGUGCGCAAGGCAGCAGGGCGGCUAUUUCGCGAGCGCUGGAUCGAGGACUGUGCCGGGCUGCCGGCCGAGGAAGAGGGCGGACAGGCGACAGGAGCAACAAAUACCAGUGUAGACGGACUGCUGGAGCUGCUGGAGCGAAUCGACGUGGUCAACUCGGGCGGCGAGGACGGGGUGGCGCUAGAGGCGAUGCGCGGAUUCUGGGAGGGUCGGCCAGACUAUCGGGACGCGAUGACGUUUGACGAAGCGUUCUGGGAGACGCUCUCGGCAGAGUCCGUGUUCCUGGUGCGCAGCUUCAACGAUUUCUGCCGCAGCGACGAGAGCGGCAAGUACGAGUACCUGGUGGAGGAGAAGCUGCCGGAGGUGACGAAGCUGGCAUUUUACCUGGAGCGGUACGUCAAGGUGCUGGUGGACGCGAUCCGGCAGGCAGACGCAAAAGAGGCCCAGGUGGACGAAGAGGAGGACGAGGAGGAAGACACGGUGGAGCAGGAGUUUAUCGUGGAGCAGCUGCUGCACAUUGCGCUCACGCUGGACUACUCGGACGAGGUGGGGCGACGUAAGAUGUUUGCACUCCUGCGGCAGAGCCUGUCGACGCCAGAGCUGCCAGACGAGGUGACACGACUGGCAGUGGACGUGCUGCGAGACAUUUGCGCGCCAGACGCGGCGGGCGAGCGGGAGUUCUGCAGCGUCGUGCUGGAGGCGGUGGCCGAUGUGCACGACACCAUCCUGGACGACGUGGACACGAACGAGGAGGCGGCAGCCGAAGACGACAGCUUCCACUCGGCGCGAUCGGAGGUGAGCGAGUCUGGGGGUGGAAAUGGGAGUGGUAACAACAAGGGCAACCAUGGUGGGACUGGGAAUGGAAAGACCAACAGCAACAAAGCCAAAGAGCCCCCUACCGAAGAAGAAGUGCAGGCCAAGGCGAUCAAGGAGAUUAUGAUCAACAUGAAGUGUCUGCACAUUGUGCAGUGCAUGCUGUCGAACGUGUCGGGCAGCCUGCAGAAGAACGACCACCUGGUGGCGAUGCUGAACAACCUGGUGGUGCCGGCAGUGCGCAGUCACGAGGCACCAGUGCGAGAGCGCGGGCUGGUGUGUCUGGGGCUGUGCGCGCUGCUGGACCGAUCGCUGGCAGAGGAGAACCUGGACGUGUUUAUGCGCUUCUACAGCAAGGGCCACACGGCACUGCAGAUGACAGCGCUGCAGAUCCUGACGGACAUGUUGAACGUACACGGGGCCCAGCUGCUGUCGACGAGUGCGGCGCUGCUGCGGAUGUACGUGCGGGCGUUACGAUCGGGUGCGCGGGCGCCCGAGGUGCAGGCGACGGCCGUCGUGGCCGUGUCGAAGCUGCUGCUCGGACGCGUGGUCACAGAGCCAGACGUGGCGGCUGAGCUGCUCCGGACGCUCGUCGUCGCCUAUUUUGAGCCGGCCAGCGCCGGCAAUCAAGGCGUGCGUCAGGCUCUCAACUACUUUCUGCCUGUCUUUUGCUUCUCGCGGCCCGAAAACCAGGCCCUGAUGCAGGCCGUCGCUCCGGAUGCCCUGCACGCCCUCUUCAACGUGCGUGAGGGCCUUGAGGACGACGAUGCCGAUGUCGGCACCGAGAUGGUCAGCCUGGCCACUGUCGGCGCCUGUCUGGUCGACUGGACAGAUCCACGCAAGUGCUACAGUCCCGACAGCAUCACCGUCGAUGGGAUUGAGCGAAAGAAUGUCAACGGCGACGUCCAUCUGGACUUUGCGGCCGCCAUCAUGGAGCGGCUGCACGGGAACGCGAGCAAAGAAGAAAAGAAAAUACUCGCUCCCCUCCUCGGAAAACUCUACAUCUCUCCGACCUCCUCCGAAGACAAGAUUCGUACCCUCUACGAAGACGUGUCCGAGGCCGUCGACAGCCAGCUGCUCGCCGACGCCACCAGCCGCAACGCCCUCUACAAGAUCCACGUCAGCCUCGGCAAGAUCGUCAACGGACUCGACCAGGCUGCCGCCGGCUCCAUCGCCGCCCGUCGCAGCACCAGCCGGUCUACGUCGCUCGGCCCCGAUGACCGCGACCGCGACCGCGACCGCGAUCAUGACCGUACCGUCGUCGUCGAGCCGCGCAUCAAUGAGGAGGACGAGGCUGAGUCCGAGCUCGACGACGACGAUGCCGCCAACCAGACUGCCCAGACCGUCGUGCUCGCAGAUGAUGACUCGCUCGUGGAUGACCUACUGGAUGACUAA
Messenger RNA from Grosmannia clavigera kw1407, 3213 nucleotides. RefSeq names its product nuclear condensin complex subunit. NCBI's taxonomy places the organism in Eukaryota, Fungi, Ascomycota, Sordariomycetes, Ophiostomatales, Ophiostomataceae. Gene Ontology annotation, biological process: mitotic chromosome condensation. The coding region runs from base 1 to 3213 and encodes 1070 amino acids. The transcript has 2 exons. Gene Ontology annotation, cellular component: condensin complex; condensed chromosome. The record is from RefSeq and is a predicted model, not a curated record.